AUCCCCAAACACUGCCCCGGGACGGCAGGCCGCAGUUUCAGAAUCGAACCCUGUUCUCGUUCCACUUCCUCCUCUGAACCCACACACAACUUGACGACGACGACGACCAACUCAACAACUACUUGACUCGGAAUCCAGACGUCUGUUUUACCAACGAACGACGAACGAACGAAAUACGAACGACUUGUGCCAACGAAACCCAAUUCUUUAACGACCUCUUCGAAUCUUUGAAGCCAUGGGCGCAGAUACUGCAGUGCGAAGGGCUCACCCCAUCCUCUUCGGAUCCAUCGUUCUCUUCUCCAUCAUCGAGAUGUGUAUCGCCGCUUGGCUAACAGCGCGCUACAACUCACGCCACGACUACCCCUUUGGCUCUGUCCGCGCCCGAGUGCGGUACAUCCUCUUCUGCUCCGUAUGGACGAUAGUCGUCGGAUCCCUCUUCCUCAUCAUGUUCUGGAUAACCGCGGCCGGCUCGAUAAUGACUAGUGUGGCGGCUCACUUUAUCUUCUUGUUUGUGACGUUCAUCCUAUGGCUCGCUGCGGCUGCUGCGAUCACUUCUUCACUUGGAGGCGGUCUCUCCUGUAGUCACCAGAACUUCUGGGCAUACUGCGGUCAGUUGAACGCCGUGGAAGGUUUCGCGUGGUUGAUCUGGAUCUUGAUCACCUUCACUCUCAUCAUGGUCAUCAUCCGAGGCAUUGCCGCUGCAAAAUCUGGAGACGGAUACGGCGGUGGUUUGGUCAGCAGCGAGGCAUAAACGCAGCUCUCCAUUCCCCCCUCCUGUCUCGUUUCUGGUAGUCUUUACUUUUGUAUCCACGAUAUCAUGACAUCACCCUUCUUCCAUGCUUUUCUUCUUGCUCCGAGUCUUGUCUUACGACCUCCACCACCUUGAAAGCUCCGUGACUCACUCAUCCAAGUCCACAAUUCGAACCCACUGCACGACACCCCCACCACCCCCUCACCCGCCUGCAUUCUGCAGCCCUGUUGUUAAUUUCUGUUGUACUACAAGCCUUCAUCCGACCAAAUUUUCGUUCCGUUCGGAUUCAUGCUGUCCCUUUUUUUUGUUGCUACCUUAGUUGCUCCUCUUAGUUGUGGUUGUUGUUCUUCCUACGUUGGAAUGAAAUAGUGUUAAUGAAU
This is a messenger RNA of Coprinopsis cinerea okayama7#130, 1131 nucleotides long. RefSeq lists its product as hypothetical. Lineage: Eukaryota; Fungi; Basidiomycota; Agaricomycetes; Agaricales; Psathyrellaceae. The transcript is spliced from 5 exons. The coding region runs from base 236 to 751 and encodes 171 amino acids. The record is from RefSeq and is a predicted model, not a curated record. Gene Ontology annotation, cellular component: membrane.